Populus euphratica (Euphrates poplar) is the source of this 1375-nucleotide messenger RNA. It is a transcript of the gene UCH2, whose product is annotated as Peptidase C12, ubiquitin carboxyl-terminal hydrolase 1. Gene Ontology annotation, biological process: protein deubiquitination; ubiquitin-dependent protein catabolic process. Bases 100 to 1104 code for a protein of 334 amino acids. Gene Ontology annotation, molecular function: cysteine-type deubiquitinase activity. The transcript is spliced from 6 exons. Gene Ontology annotation, cellular component: cytoplasm. The record is from RefSeq and is a predicted model, not a curated record. Lineage: Eukaryota; Viridiplantae; Streptophyta; Magnoliopsida; Malpighiales; Salicaceae.
UAGAAGCAAACUUUUCACUGAGAAAUAGAGUGAAACUGGAGCAGGAAGCAUCUGUGUCACUGCGAUCUCCACUGUUAUUAUUACUGCGGCUAAUUUAUCAUGUCUUGGUGCACUAUCGAGUCUGACCCAGGUGUGUUCACUGAACUUAUACAACAGAUGCAAGUGAAAGGUGUACAGGUUGAAGAAUUAUAUUCAUUGGACCUUGAUUCUCUUGACAGCCUGAGACCUGUAUACGGUUUGAUUUUUCUUUUCAAAUGGCGCCCGGAAGAAAAGGAUGAGCGUGUUGUAAUUACGGAUCCAAAUCCUAACCUCUUUUUUGCCCGUCAGGUUAUCAACAAUGCUUGUGCAAGUCAAGCAAUUUUGUCUAUCCUCAUGAACUGUCCAGAUAUCGACAUUGGUCCUGAAUUAUCAAAGUUAAAAGAAUUCACCAAGAAUUUUCCACCUGAGCUCAAAGGUUUGGCUAUUAAUAACUGUGAAGCUAUACGUGUAGCUCAUAACAGUUUUGCAAGACCUGAGCCUUUUAUUCCUGAGGAGCAGAAGGCUGCCAGCCAAGAAGAUGAUGUGUACCAUUUUAUAAGUUACCUGCCUGUUGAUGGAGUGUUGUAUGAACUUGAUGGAUUGAAAGAGGGACCCAUCAGCCUUGGUCAGUGCACAGGAGGGCAUGGUGAUCUGGAUUGGCUGCGUAUGGUGCAACCAGUGAUCCAGGAACGCAUUGAAAGGCAUUCCAAUAGUGAGAUAAGAUUUAAUCUCUUGGCAAUAAUCAAAAACAGGAAAGAAAUGUACACUGCUGAACUCAAGGAUCUCCAAAAGAGGAGGGAGCGAAUUUUGCAGCAGCUUGCUGCCUUCCAGGCAGAAAGACUGAUUGACAAUAGCAACUAUGAAGCUCUGAACAAAUCCCUCUCUGAAGUGAACGGUGGGAUUGAGAGUGUUACAGAAAAGAUUUUGAUGGAGGAGGACAAAUUCAAGAAGUGGAGAACAGAAAAUAUCCGCAGGAAGCACAAUUAUAUUCCAUUUUUGUUCAACUUCCUCAAGAUUCUUGCUGAAAAGAAGCAGCUGAAGCCCCUUAUUGAGAAGGCGAAGCAAAAGGCUGGCGCCUCCAAGUAAAAGGUUUUUUUCCCCUAUCCUUUCUUGUUAGGCGGACACUUGUUCUUUUCUGGGAUCAUGUUGCUAGUAUAUUUAAACUUUUCGCCAUGGCUAUUCUGAUCUCUCUUCCGCCCAUGUGAAGCUGGUUUGCAAUGUUUUCAGGUAAAUGAACGUUCACCCUCAUAGUUUUAGCGUCAUUGACAAGUAACAUGAUAUCAAAUUAUUGUUCAGUUUAAAGUCACUUGGGAUUGUUUAUUGAUUUUCUGAUAGGUGGAUUGUUUAGUCUUUUUCA